This is a messenger RNA of Amoebophrya sp. A120, 2391 nucleotides long. NCBI's taxonomy places the organism in Eukaryota, Dinophyceae, Syndiniales, Amoebophryaceae. The record is from the annotation of a GenBank genome assembly.
GAGCGAGUCAAGGACUUGCUGGAAAAUAGUUGAACAAGAUCUGUCCCAGAUCUCGCGACGUCUGUCUGCGCGGUGGAAAAUGGAAACUGUCUAUGUCAUGAGAACUCUGAAGCCGGGUGAUCAUACAUGAUGUUCAUGUUGUGCGUCGUCGUGUUUUGCGUCCUAGAGCUGGUUUUUUCAUGAGGUGGGGAUGGCUUCCUCCGACGAGGAAGCCCAUUUUACUACAAGGCUGAGCUUUUGGAGACAAUCAAACCCAUAGCGCAAUUUGAGUUUUAUUCAGUUUUGAUGUGCUAGCUCUGCUCCUCAAGGACAGGAAGGAGGAAGCAAUACUUAAUAUAUACGUCGGAGAAGAUCAUGCCGAGGAAUAAUUCCACACGACCUGGUGGCUUUUGUUCACCGACGAUGAAGGUCGUGGCCCCGGCGCUUUGCGCUGUCGUGUUAGGGUUCUUGACAACGAGUAGAACAGGUUUUUCCAGGUCGUUUGCCACGUUGUUUCUUUUGUCUUUUCCACUCUGCUUUUGUGCUGCCCAGGACCAACCCAUGAAUCCUGCGUACGAAGAAGGCGAGCUGAACUAUGUAUUGCAAAAGUUAAACGUACUAGUAUAAAUUGCAUUACAAAUUCGCUCAGCAUGACAAAUGCAAUUUGUAAUGCUGUUUUACCUUUAGGGACAUGAUUUGUCAUGCAUAUGUGCAAUUAGUACGAGCGCGAUACUUUUGCAGAGCAUAUUAACACGGACCUAGUGAAUUACGACAGAACGUUUCGCAAGAAAAACAUCAAUAUCAAAUGUAAAAAUGUCUGGGUCUGGAAGAAUGCAUGUUUGUCAUGCUUGUCUGGCAUGACUCUUAAAUCUGUCAUGCACAUUGUCCAAGAGACGUUUUUUUCUGUCAUGCGGAGACGCAGUUUGUCAUGCAGAAUAGGCAACACCUACAAGCUCAGAAAUUUGUCAUGCUGAGCCAGCACUUGUGGCCUUCUCAUGCUACGCCACUCAGCAUAACAAGUUUCCAGACCCAGACAUUUUUGCAUUUGAUAAUCAAGCACCUGAUCCCGAGGAAGAUGGGGGUGCCGCUCGCGUUCGGCUGGCAGGCGGGCUUUGACGCGGAAUUCGAAAACCGCCCGCAGGUAUCCUCUGCAAAAGCAUCGUAGAAGUAAGUACGAUACUCGUACCAUCCGCAAUACAGGAUGAGUUUUCAUCCAGGUCUUUGUCUUUCUUUGGAACUCCCACAGGCAGCUGCAGCAUGACGUUCGCGUUCUUUUACCGAAAUUACAUACAUAGAAAGAUCUACUCCUCCUGUAUAAUAAUUUUUACAAGCAGUCUUGUCUACACUAGCAGUGCGAGUGCGUGCCAGGACGAUCAUACUACUUCUUUUGCGAUGCAUAGUAGGUGGUCAAAUACAACUGCGUGUACGCAAAAACGUGCCCGGAAAAAGAGACCUGGACGGCAGAAAUGAAGCCCUUCAUAUGGAAGUGUCAGGAUUGAAAUCGACAAAGUUGAAAGGAUUUGCCAUGCAUAAAGUGGAUGCCAGUUGGAGCCCAGUUUCUAAGUGGCGCAUGACAAAUUUUGGUAGUGCAUAAAUCCAGUUUGUAUACUUAUGCUGUUUUGGGUAAGGAAGACGCCUUUUGUGAUGCUACUUUAGCAGCUCUAUUUAAGAAUCAUUUCGACCCCUCAACAGGCUUACAAUCUGCCUCCCUUGCCUACUCUGCAAGACAGGCGCAUUGUGGGUUGCAUUUCAUGCAUCACAAACUAUUUCAACUUUGAGGAUUUCAAUCCUGACGCCUCCAUACUUCAAGCGGUCCGCGUAUUCGAGGCCAGUGCGGUGAACGAGUCGCCGACGUACGGGGUUCUCAAACGUUACACUUUCAACUGUUACAUGAUUUGUGAUGCAAAAUUGCCAUCAGCCACACCACGAUCAAGCUACUUCGCAUGACAAAUUCUCGAAGGGCUAAACAGAAUCGAAAUCUGUGCCGAAUUUGUAAUGCAAAAAGUGCAAGCUUGCUCCCUUCACUGUGUGUGUUCUUGCAUCACAAAUCCAUGUAACAGUUCUUGAGAAUGUAACGUUUGAGAGUCCCAUACGACGCUGGUCCUCGUGUGGGGACUCGUCUCGUCGUGGGGAUCAUCUUCAUGAUCUCCGGAUGUUGCCAUAAUUCCGCCUCAACAGGUGAUCUGGACUUGUUGAUGUCCAAAACGACCUAGAAAAUGUGUAUAGUAUUCGACGUUUUGGUAAAGCCAGUAAAGCGCUCAGGUGCACGAUCAUCAUCAUCAUCAGCAUCAGCAGCAGUAGUAACUGGUACUUAACUACUGAAGUGAGUCCUGGCACCAGCAUCCACUCGUCCUGUAGAUGAAUUGACGCGUCGGUAGUGGUUGUGGUUCUGCCACUCCAUUGCUCCACGAC